CAGACGCCUGGCCGCUUCAGUCCUGGGGUAGAUGUGAUUACCUUCAACAUGAGGAGCGACCCUGUUCUGUUUGCCUCCAGGGCUAUGGAGGAGCUGGUGGCAGAGCUGCGGGUCUUUUUGGAGCUGUUGGACAGAGAGUAUCUUAGUGCAGCAGUGAGAGAGAAGAAACAGCAGAUCUACAACAUACUACACAGAGUCCUGUCUGCUAAAGAGCCGUGUCUUAAGGCCGAGAACCACAGCACGCUACCAGCGCCCCCUCAGAUGCCCCUUCCAGAAAUCCCACAUCCAUGGCUGCAUCUAGAUAAUGGACCACCUCCGUUACCCAGUUCAUCUCUUCCUGAGGGCUACUAUGAGGAAGCUGUACCGCUGGGUCCUGGAAAAGCUCCAGAAUACAUCACCUCUCAGUAUGACUCAGAUGCAAUGAGCAGCUCGUACGAGUCAUAUGAUGAAGAAGAGGAGGAUGGGAAAGGACAGAAGAUGCGUCACCAGUGGCCAUCAGAGGAGGCCUCCAUGGAUUUAGUGAAGGAUGCACGCAUCUGUGCUUUCCUCCUGCGAAAGAAACGCUUCGGCCAGUGGACCAAACUGCUCUGUGUCAUCAAGGACAAUAAACUCCUAUGCUAUAAAUCCUCUAAAGAUCAGACUCCUCAGAUGGAGCUUCUCCUGCCGGGCUGCAGUGUCACUCAUAUCCCUAAAGACAGCAAAAAGAAGAAGCACGAGUUAAAGAUUGUCCACCAGGGGGCAGAUGCACUGGUGCUCGCAGUCCACAGCAAAGAGCAAGCUGAGGAGUGGCUCAAGGUGAUGAAGGAGGUCUGUGCUUAUGGAAAUGGAACAGUGGACUCUGAUGGAGCCGUUUCUGGAUCUCCUGUUCAUAAAAUUGAGCUAGAGAAGAAGCUGUCCUGUGAUAGACCAAGUUCAGAUGGUGAGCCCAUCCAUGAAAAUGGCAACUCAGACGGAAAAGAUCCAGCUAAAGGUAAAAAGAACUCUAAGACUGAACAGAAGGGCACAGUGAGCAAAGUGGCUGGAAAGAAAAUAACUAAGAUCAUCAGCCUCGGAAAGAAGAAACCAUCCACUGAUGAACAGACAUCGUCAGCGGAGGAGGACGUCCCAACAUGCGGGUAUCUGAAUGUGCUGUCCAAUAACCGGUGGAGAGAGAGGUGGUGCCGGCUAAAGGACAACCAGCUCUUAUUGCAUAAGGACCGAGAGGAUUUGAAGACACACAUGGCCUCCUUGCCCCUGCGAGGAUGUGAGGUUAUACCAGGCCUUGACUCAAAACAUCCAUUUGCUUUCAGGCUGUUGAGGAAUGGACAGGAAGUCGCUGUACUGGAGGCCUCCUCUUCUGAGAGUAUGGGUCGAUGGUUGGGGGUCUUGCUGGCAGAGACAGGCUCUACUACAGACCCUGCCACACUGCACUAUGACUACAUAGACGUGGAGACAACUGCAAAUGUCAUUCAGCUGGCCAAGCAGUCCUUCUGUUUUACCAGCAAGCGUGCCAUUUCUCCAAACCCGUAUCUGGAUAACCCAGUUAAUGGCUAUGCCCGGCCCUCCGGUGUGGCCUUGCACUAUGAUGAUGUGCCCUGCAUCAAUGGAUCGAAGGAACCAUAUCUGCAGUUCUGCUCCCCAAACUCUGAGGACACUCACUAUGAAAAUGCUGAGCUCUGUGAGACCAUGCCUUCCCCAAAACAGGCAACUCGCUCCUCGUCCAAACCAAGCUGGCCACCAAGAUCUACUGAUCAUUAUAAAACGCCUGUCUCUUCUUCCUCUGCUGCUAACCCUAAUUCUCAGAUUAAGGGAAAGAAAACUGCAACUAUGAAUGGUAUAAAUUCCAAACAGAAGUUGGAGAAGAACCAACCCAAGAAAACCAAUGGAACCAACGGGACCCAUUCAGUUAAACGCAACAAUUCAAGUGUGGAUCAGUAUAAAUAUGGGAAGAACAGAGUGGAGGCAGAUGCUAAAAGACUUCAAGCAAAAGAGGAAGAGCUGCUGAAAAGAAAGCAGGAGAUUCGUAACCGCCUGACUCAUCUGAAAAAAGACAGGAUAGACCUACGCACUGCCAUCGAGAACAAUGCUGGUAAGCGUACCCAGGCCUCUCUGACAGAGCGCUUGAAGAAAGUGGAAGAGGAGUGUAAGCUUAAGGAGGAGGAGCGAGUGAAUUUAGAGCUGGAGCUGACCGAGGUGAAGGAGAGUCUGAAAAAAGCCCUAAGUGGUGGUGUCACUCUUGGCUUGACCAUUGAACCUAAAACCAGCAGCUCCAGUCCCCAGUCUCCAGUAAUGAUGAGGCGCACGAUGGACAGCUCGCCCUUUUCCAGCUGUGACACCAGUGACACUGAUACCUGCUCACUGCCAGUCAACAGUGCAUCCUUGCUACGGCGACAGGUACCGCAGAAAACCUCUCCAGUACGAGGCCAUGUGCUCAGAAAGGCCAAGGAAUGGGAGAUGAAGUCCGGCACGUAAAUUUCUUUUCAGCUUUUAUUUUAGUUUUUCUGUCUAUAUUUAUUUAAAAUUGUGCCAAUAGA
Messenger RNA from Trichomycterus rosablanca, 2513 nucleotides. RefSeq names its product actin filament associated protein 1 (gene afap1). Gene Ontology annotation, molecular function: SH2 domain binding; SH3 domain binding. The transcript has 18 exons. The coding region runs from base 49 to 2451 and encodes 800 amino acids. The record is from RefSeq and is a predicted model, not a curated record. Gene Ontology annotation, cellular component: cytosol. NCBI's taxonomy places the organism in Eukaryota, Metazoa, Chordata, Actinopteri, Siluriformes, Trichomycteridae.